This is a messenger RNA of Guillardia theta CCMP2712, 1536 nucleotides long. RefSeq lists its product as hypothetical. Gene Ontology annotation, molecular function: ATP hydrolysis activity; ABC-type transporter activity; ATP binding. Gene Ontology annotation, cellular component: membrane. The annotation marks the transcript as partial. Lineage: Eukaryota; Cryptophyceae; Pyrenomonadales; Geminigeraceae. The transcript has a single exon. The record is from RefSeq and is a predicted model, not a curated record.
UCGGGCGACGUGCUGGUCAAUGGCAAGGUGCGCGACGAGACGUUCAGCUUGGUGGCGUCGUACGUGCAGCAGGAGUACGCGCUGCAGACGCCCUUCACGGUCAAGGAGACGAUGGCAUACGCGGCGGACCUGCUCAUCCCCCACUCGGAGAGCACAAGGGAGGAGCGGAGGAUGCGGGCGGAGAACGUGACGCACGUGCUGGGGCUGGACUCGUGCAACAACACCAUCGUAGGAGACGUGUUCCGCAAGGGGCUGAGCGGAGGGCAGCUCCGCCGCCUGUCGAUCGCGGUGGAGCUGGUGCGGAACCCCUCCAUCCUUCUGCUGGACGAGCCGACGUCAGGCCUCGACUCGGCUGCGGCAGAGAACAUCAUGCAGCACUUGUCGCACCUGGCCAAGAUGGGGACGACGGUGGUGUGCACUAUCCACCAGCCUCCGUCAGAGGUGUGGGCCAACUUCGACAAGUUCCUCCUGCUGUCUAGGGGCAAGUGCCUCUACUUCGGGACGGCGAGCACGACGGUGGACUACUUUGCGCGCAUGGGGUAUCCCUGCCCGAGCCAGUCGAACCCGGCAGACUUCUUCCUGAGGCUGGCCAACACGGACUUCGAGGGUCACGCGGACAUCGAGGCGCUCUCGAAAGGCUUCAAGACCCAGCCCGAGGGCAUGGCGCUCGCGGCGGGAGUUGCCGCUCCCAUCCAGCACGAGAUCCAUCCGCACAAGAAGACCAACGGGUUCCUGGUGCAGCUGAUGAUUCUGUCGCACCGAGCCUUCUUCAACAACGCGCGUAACCCGGGUAUCUUCCUCGUCCGCCUCAUCAUGUACGCCAUGCUGUGCGCGAUCAUCGGCUUCAUGUUUUGGAACCUCCAGCUGGGGCCGUCGGACAUCAACAGUCGCAUCACCAUGCUCUUCUUUGUUGCUGCGUUCCUCACCUUCAUGUCGGUGGCGGUGCUGCCCUUCUUCAUCGUGGAGCGAGCUGUGUUCCUACGCGAGCGAGCCAACGGCUGGUAUGUGGUGCCGGCCUAUGUGCUGGCGACGUUCUUCAUGUCAUUGCCCGGGCUGUUCAUGAUCGCCCUGCUGAGUACGAUCCUGGUGGUGCUGCCGUCGGGGCUCACGGGCUUUGGCAUCUUCCUUCUCGACCUCUUCCUUGCGCUGAUGGCAGCUGAGGCGUUCAUGUGCGUGGUGGCGUCGGUGGUGCCUCACUACAUCAUCGGGAUCGCGCUGGGGGCAGCGGUGUACGGCUUCUUCAUGUUGUGCGAGGGCUUCAUGAAGAUCAAGGACGACAUCCCGGACUACUUCAUCUGGGGGUACUACAUCGCGUUCCACACGUACGUGUUCAGGGCGUUCAUGGUGAACGAGUUUGAGAACAUCGACUACUUUGUCAACAGCCCGCAGUUUGCGGACGGGAAGGCGGUGCUGAAGUUCUACAACAUGGAGGACAAGCCGGUGUGGAAGGACCUACUGAUCGUGCUGGGGUAUGCGAUUGGUCUGCAGCUGAUCUUCGGGACGAUCCUGCAGGUGUUCCACAAGGGGAAGCGGUGA